Messenger RNA from Zingiber officinale, 1479 nucleotides. Its product is annotated as FHA domain-containing protein FHA2-like. Gene Ontology annotation, molecular function: protein binding; sequence-specific DNA binding. Gene Ontology annotation, biological process: regulation of ribosomal protein gene transcription by RNA polymerase II. The transcript is spliced from 3 exons. NCBI's taxonomy places the organism in Eukaryota, Viridiplantae, Streptophyta, Magnoliopsida, Zingiberales, Zingiberaceae. Gene Ontology annotation, cellular component: nucleus. The record is from RefSeq and is a predicted model, not a curated record. Bases 43 to 930 code for a protein of 295 amino acids.
CGCACCCGUUCUCGCGCAAAACCACCGAACCGACCAAUAGCCAUGGCGAAGGGCCGGAAGAAGGACGCCGCCGUCCGCGGCGUGGAUGACGACGGAGGAGCCGCCUCUUCCCAGUCGGUGAACGCGGAGGUGGGAUUCGCCAAGCUCCAGGGCGAGGACUUCGAGUACUACAUGCAGACCUACUCCAUCAUUCUGGGUCGCAACAGCAAGACGUCGGAGGUGGACGUCGAUCUCGCCUCACUCGGCGGCGGCAUGAACAUAUCCCGCCACCAUGCCCGCAUUUUCUACGACUUUAUCCGCCGCCGCUUCGCCCUCGAGGUCCUGGGUAAGAAUGGGUGCUUGGUCGAGGGCGUCCUCUACAUCCCCGGCACGCCGCCCGUCAAGCUCGAUUCCCAAGAUCUCCUCCAGAUGGGGGAAAAACAGUUUUACUUUCUCCUUCCUACCCGAUCCCUAUUUGGCGGUGAAACUGCUCCCGUUACUCGCCAGCUGUCAGGGGCCGCUCUCGCGGGGUGCGCGGACCUCGUGGAUCCUCGUGGAGGUGGGAUUCCCGUGCUUAACGAUGAAGAUGGCAGCUACGAUGACGACGAUGCAAAUGAGGAGGAGGAGGAGGAGGAAGAGGAAGAGGAAGAGGAAGCGGAAGAGGAGGAUGAUGUUCGGGAAUCGAUUGUUCGCAAUGAUGGAAAGCGACUGAGAGGAUUUUCAGAGGAUGAACCGGAGGAAGCUCAUCGUAGGACAAGCAACGAAAAGCCAUCGCGUCGUCCAGAUACAAAGGCUGAGAGAAGAUCAAGAGCUGAUAGGGAAGCAGAUAAUCAGCGACUCCUUGUAUUGGAAGAAAAAGAGGUCAUAACUUCUGUAACAACAGUGCUCUCUGAUCUUUGUGGGCCUGGUGAAUGGGUGUCCGUGGAGAAACUUCACACGGAGAUAUCGUAACCUGUCACAUCUUUUUGAUGUCGUUUUAUGACAUGAUCGCAGCUGCUGGAAGAGUUUGGCAAUUUGUGGCAUCACAGCAGGGUAAGAAGAUAUCUCACAUCCGAGGAAUGGCCAACCACUGAAACCAAUGGAAAACCCUGGCAUGGCCUUCUGUUGCUUCUGCGAAAAUAUCCACAGCACUUUGUUAUCAACAAGUCCAAGGGAAGAUCUGCAUUAGAGUUCAUUUCUCUAGUUUCUUUGAUCUCCUGAUCCACUCCAUCCAUUUUCAUAUAGACACAACUCAACGAAUGCAUCCCAAAACAAAAACAUAAUGGCGCAUGGAUCUCUUUUUGUACAUGGCUCUUGGGACCCAAGUGAUGGGGAUUCUUUAAAACAUUUUACAGCCUUUUAUGUUGUUUUUACCAUUCCAUUUUUUUUUCAGUAAUAGUUUUUGACAUUAUAAGGACAUUUUAUUUAUAGUGAUGCAAGAUGAGGCAAACAGUUAACUCUUUGUAGAAAGCUUUAUUUCUCUAUGCAGACUAGAACUGACUCAGUUUAGUUAAUUCGUCA